AUGGAUUCAGUGUUCCCUCACCUGGACGUGGGUCACCAGGGCCCCACUCUGGAGCCAGACCUGGAGGUGGGGCACGUUGACAAGCGCCUGGUGGCUGGGCUUUCACCCAUGGAGCCCGAUGGUGACGUGCUCUAUGCUAACUUUGGAGAUGAUGUGUCUUUACCUUGCUUCUUCACCUCCAGUGCCACACACCUGAGCUGGUACAAGCAGGUAGCAGGGGAGCAUCCUCAGAUCAUAUCGUUUUUCUACAAAUCUUCUCCCGACUCCAACAGGUUCUAUAACCAGUUUCAAGGCAACGAGCGCUUUUCAGUUCAUAUCGGGGAAGGAUUUUACAAUCUGAACAUCUCUAACGUCCAAGACUCUGAUGCAGCGAUGUACUCUUGCAGCUUUACCAGCAUUUCAGUCACCGUAUUCAACAACGGAACUUUUUUAGCACUAAAACAUAGGAGUUGCAGGUCUUUCCUCCAGCAGCCUGACUCUUACUCUGUCCAACCAGGAGGCUCUGUGACUUUGAGCUGCACRCUGAUCCCUGGGACCAGCCACGGAGAACACACUGCUUAUUGGUUCAAGGACUCAGGAAAAUCCCACCUGGGAAUCCUGUACACAAGCAGCGGUCAGUGCUGGAGGAGCUCUGACUGGGGGUCUCCUGCCCACUCAUGUGUGUACAGUUUAUCAAAGAGGAACGUGAGCCACUUUGAUGCUGGGACAUACUACUGUGCCGUGGCUUCAUGUGGACAGAUUCUGUUUGGGACGGGGACAAGACUGAGCGUCGAAGGAAACCAGCAGUUAACAGUUUAUGCAGUGCUUGCAGCCUUGGUCGUGUCUCUGAUUGUAAACCUUAUCCUGUGGUCUACUCUACGCCGCAUGUCCAGAAGAAAACAACUUACUUCUGAAGGGUCUCACCAGCCAGAAACUGCUGCUGACACUGAGAUCGAGAACUUCCCUGUUGUGCACUAUGCAGCUCUGGACUUCAAAAAGAAGCAAGACACAAGCAGCAGACAGAGGAAGGCAGAGGAAGAGACCAUUUACUCCAGAGUUUGAUGCUCASAUUUAAAGUAAUUCUGCUGUUUAUUCAGACUGC
Molecule: messenger RNA, 1081 nt
Organism: Austrofundulus limnaeus
Lineage: Eukaryota; Metazoa; Chordata; Actinopteri; Cyprinodontiformes; Rivulidae
Exons: 6
Coding region: 1-1041 (346 amino acids)
Biological process (GO): response to bacterium
Source: RefSeq, a predicted model, not a curated record